This is a messenger RNA of Colletotrichum siamense, 3126 nucleotides long. RefSeq names its product Adenylate-forming reductase. The coding region runs from base 1 to 3126 and encodes 1041 amino acids. The transcript has 3 exons. The record is from RefSeq and is a predicted model, not a curated record. NCBI's taxonomy places the organism in Eukaryota, Fungi, Ascomycota, Sordariomycetes, Glomerellales, Glomerellaceae.
AUGGUCUCCUCGCGUUCCUUCCACUCGCUGGAAAGCCUCUCCCUGGCGGAUCGAGUGCUUUUCAACCAGUUCAGCAGGGGCCCGAGUGAUGUGAUCCCCUACCACGUCGUCCACCACGCCUUCGAAUCCAUCGCCGCGGCGCAUCCCGACGUCACCGCCGUCCGCCACUACGAUGGCACGACAAUCACAUACCGCGAGCUCAACCGCCGCGCCAACAUCCUCGCCAACGAGCUGCGGGGCACCCACGGCCUCAGGAAGGGGGACCGCGUCGUGCUCGUCUACUCGCGCUGCAUCGAGAUGGUCGUCUUCAUCCUCGCCGUCCUCAAGGCCGGUGGCCAGUACGUCCCCCUCGACGGCGGCAUCAUCCCGGAAGACACCCUCGGCUACGACAUUGCCGACUCCGGCGCCCCCGUCGUGCUGUGCCUGCCCAAGUUCAGGGAGAAGGUCCUGCGCAGCAUACCUGACGACAGGCGAGAUGUGGUGAGAGUCGUCGACCUCGACGCGAACAGCUGGCUGUGGAAGCACGGCAACGCGGGCCACCCCGGCGUGAUCGUCAAGCCCGAGGACGGCGCCUACGUGAUCUAUACCUCGGGCACCACCGGCCGGCCCAAGGGCGUGGAUGUGAGACACGAGGGCGUUACCAACACCCUUCUAGCGGAGCCGUCGAAGCUGGGCAUCCGUGUGGGAAAGAACGUGGCGCAACAGUUGAACGUCGGUUUCGAUAUGUGCGCAUGGGAGAUUCUGGGAACAAUGAUGAACGGCGGAACCCUGCACAUCAGGGGCAGCGGCAACGACCUCUGGACGGACUGCUUGCAGCGCGUCGACACCGUCAUCGCGACGCCGUCGGUCGUCCUCAAGCACAUGCCCAACCGCGAGGACUUCCCCAACAUCAGAACCAUCGCCGUCGGCGGCGAACCCUGCCCGUUGGCGCUCGCCGAACAGUGGGCGCCCUACAUCAAGUUCUGGAACGUCUGCGGCCCGACCGAGAUCAGCAUCCUCAACACGGCGCACCUCCACAAGCCCGGCAAGACGCUGUCUAUCGGCAAACCCAACCCAAACACCAACGUCUACGUCCUCGACGAGAAUGAGAACCCCGUCCCCAUCGGCCAGCCGGGUGUCAUGUGGGCCGGCGGUCCAGGCGUGUCCAGAGGCUAUCUCAACCUGCCCGAGCUAACCUCUCAGAGAUAUAAGCUGGACAAGUUCACUCAAGACGGUCGUAUGAUGUUCAACACCGGCGACCUGGCCCGCUGGCUGGAGGACGGCAGUCUCGAGCCCCUCGGCCGCAAGGACGACCAGGUCAAGAUCUCUGGUUUCCGCGUCGAGCUCGACGGCGUCUCCCGCGCCAUUGAGAAGCACUCUGCCGUCACCAAGGGCUGCGCGCUCAAGAUCGAGGACCGCCUCUGGGGCUUCUACUCCUCCGCCGCUCCCAUCGACGAGGCCGAGCUCAAGACUAUUGUCGGCGAGGGUCAGCCUUUCUACGCUGUUCCCACGGUCUGGAAGUAUCUCCCCGUCAUCGAGCUCACCCCCAACGGCAAGGUCGACAAGCGCGUGCUCCGCGAUAUCGCUGGCGGUGCUGCUCCUUCUCCCCUUCCGCCCAUUUCCACCUCCAUGUCCACGCCCCAGACUGGCUCCUCCGCCUCCUCCAUCAGGACCGAGGUGGCAUCGCCAACAAAGAGCGAAUCUGGCUGCACGCUCGUCGACUCCCGCAACUUCACCGUCGUUCCCUCCCGUGGAAGCGACCCAGACCUGGAGAAGACCGCCGCCUUCGUGGAGGAAGAGGCCGAGAAGCAGGAAGACUACGAGCUCCCCUCCAAGAACGGCUUCCAUGGCUGGCGCUGGAUCCGCCAUCGCGGUCUGAACGCCUACCGCAAGCUGUUCGGCGUCAUCUUCCUCGCCAACCUCGCCACCUUUGUCUUCCUCCUGUGGGACGCCCGCGAGAACAACUUCUCUCUGCCCCUGAACCACCUCGCCACCGCCGUCGCCGCAAACCUCCUCGGCGCCGUCCUCCUCCGCCAGGACUACGUCGUCAACUUCAUCUUCUGGCUCUGCUCCCGCGUCCCCACCUCCGUGCCGCUCUCCAUCCGCCGCCACUUCGCCCGUGUCUACCACAACGGCGGCGUCCACUCCGGCUGCGCCGUCUCCGCCACCGUCUGGUGGGUCAUCUUCACCGGCGCCGCCACCGGCAACUUCCUCGCCUCGAACCCGCUCCACUCCGUCUCCCUCAUCACCCUAGUCCUCACUUACCUCAUCCUCCUCCUCCUCCUCGCCAUCCUCGUCAUGGCAUACCCCUCCAUCCGCGGCAAGAUGCACGACCAGUUCGAGUGGACGCACCGCUUCGCAGGCUGGUCCGCCCUCGCCCUCGUCUGGGCCCACGUCGUCGCCACCGCCGCCUCCUCCGCCUCGCCCACCGCCCCCCUCGGCGCCACCCUCGCAAAGACGCCCGCCCUCUACCUCGUCGCCCUCACCACUCUCAGCAUUGCCCUCCCCUGGAUGCGCCUCCGCCGCGUCAAGGUCGUCCCGGAGCCCCUCUCCAAGCACGCCGUCCGCCUGCACUUCGACUUCACCACCCCGGGCCCCUGCACCUCGCGCGGCGUGCGCAUCACCGACCGCCCCAUGGUCGAGUGGCACGCCUUCGCCGCGAUCCCCGAGCCCGACGGCCCCGGCUUCUCCAUCGUCGUUUCCAAGGCCGGCGACUGGACCAAGCGCAUCAUCGAGAACCCGCCCACCUCCAUCUGGACCCGCGGCACCCCGGCCUCGGGCGUCCUCGCCGUCGCGCCCCUCUUCAAGAAGAUGGUCCUCGUCGCCACCGGCUCCGGCAUCGGGCCCUGCCUGCCCGUCCUCAUGGAGCGCCGCGUCCCCGCGCGCGUGGUGUGGUCCACCAAGAACCCGCUCAAGACGUACGGCCAGGGCAUCAUGGACACCAUCCUCAAGGCGGACCCGGAUGCGCUCAUCUGGGACACGGACCAGCUCGGCCGGCCCAACCUCGUGCAGCUCGCGUACAAUGUGUACAAGGAGAGCGGCGCCGAGUGCGUUGCCAUCAUCUCGAACGGGCCCACGACGAAUAAGUUUGUGUACCAGAUGGAGAGCAGAGGUAUUCCUGCGUUUGGGCCCAUUUGGGAUUCUUAA